Messenger RNA from Aplosporella prunicola CBS 121167, 480 nucleotides. RefSeq lists its product as uncharacterized. The transcript has a single exon. NCBI's taxonomy places the organism in Eukaryota, Fungi, Ascomycota, Dothideomycetes, Botryosphaeriales, Aplosporellaceae. Gene Ontology annotation, molecular function: protein binding. The record is from RefSeq and is a predicted model, not a curated record. The annotation marks the transcript as partial.
GCAGCAUGUGUAAAAGGAUUCCAGGACAUUGCGCUGAUACUCUUGAAACACCGUGCCGACUUCAACCCAAUCCACCCUGAAUAUGGCUCAGCCUUCUAUUCAGCUUGCAAAGGCGGCUACUUCGAUAUCGUGAACGAACUCAUAAAUCAGAAAGUUCCCAUCAACAAAUGUUCUGGGCCUUCCAAUUCGUAUGCUCUGCAUGCUGCCUGCUAUGAAGGGCAUAACAGGAUUGUGGAUUUACUCAUCUCCACCAAAAAAAUCAAAUUGAACGUUCAAGGCGGAUUGUACCACCACACUCUCCCAGCGGCCUGUCACGGUUGCGAAGACAGUACUAUAAAGCUUCUCCUGGAACGCGGAUGCGGACACCAAAAAGGAGAGGCAAUAUACAACCGCGCUCUCUACGAAGCAGUUCUCGUAUCAAAGUGCGAUAUGGUCAAACUACUCAUCCACGAACAUGGUGCACGAGCCAGUGCACGUAGU